AUGGUGAUCGCCGGUGCAAGCCGGAUGCUUGGACGCGCCGCUGUCAGUCCAACGCAGACCCCGCCCACGACGUCGGCGAUUCGUGUAGCCCGCCGGUCCCGCGCGGCUCUCGUUGCCAUGGUGAUCACCGCCGCUGGCUCUGGCAGACCAGGCCGCGCCGAGCAGCUUUCGCAGCCACGGGUGGACUCUGGAAGAAUGAGAUCCUCCCCGACACCUUUGGGGCCCCCCGUGAGCCGCGACCGUGUCAUCGCCACCUUCCCUAAGUGGUACACGCCAGAAGCCUGUUUGCAGCUCAGGGAGCACUUCCACGGGCGGGUCAGCGCUGCCUGCCAACGCAGAAACACGGGGACUGUCGGGCUCAAACUCUCCAAGGUGGUGGUGGUUGGCGAUCUCUACGUGGGGAAGACCAGCCUCAUCCACAGGUUUUGCAAGAAUGUUUUUGACCGAGACUACAAGGCCACCAUUGGGGUGGACUUUGAAAUUGAGCGCUUUGAGAUUGCUGGAAUUCCCUAUAGCCUCCAGAUCUGGGACACAGCUGGGCAGGAGAAGUUCAAGUGCAUCGCAUCUGCCUACUACCGGGGCGCCCAGGUGAUCAUCACGGCCUUUGACCUCACUGACGUGCAGACCCUGGAGCACACCAGGCAGUGGCUGGAAGAUGCUCUGAGGGAGAAUGAGGCAGGCUCCUGCUUCAUCUUCCUCGUGGGAACCAAGAAGGACCUUCUGUCAGGAGCGGCAUGUGAGCAGGUCGAAGCAGAGGCCGUGCACCUGGCCAAGGAGAUGCAGGCCGAGUACUGGUCGGUGUCGGCCAAGACCGGCGAGAACGUGAAGGCAUUCUUCAGCCGUGUAGCCGCCCUGGCAUUCGAGCAGUCAGUGCUGCAGGACCUGGAGAGGCGGAGCAGUACCCAGCUCCAGGUCGGCGAUGGAGAACUAAUCCGAAUGGAAGGGAGUCCACCUGAGACCCAGGAAAGCAAGAAGCCCUCCAGCCUGGGCUGCUGCUAGCUGGGGCCUGCGUGGAAGGCCUCUGCUCCCUGCACGCACGUGGACGGAACUUCCAUGACUGGAGUGGAGACUGGAGCCUGAGCUCUGCAGUGUGUCUGCCCUCAAGCUGUACUUCCAGUCCCUCCACCC
Molecule: messenger RNA, 1128 nt
Organism: Piliocolobus tephrosceles (Ugandan red Colobus)
Lineage: Eukaryota; Metazoa; Chordata; Mammalia; Primates; Cercopithecidae
Gene: RAB36
Product: RAB36, member RAS oncogene family
Molecular function (GO): GTP binding; GTPase activity
Source: RefSeq, a predicted model, not a curated record